CGAGUUUAGCGAGUUGCAUGGCUUUUAUACUUACAUAUCACACUAAUUCCAAAUGAAAACAUGAAGAACAACGGAUCAUUUAUUUGUUGUUUAAUCCAUGACAGAAUGAAGUGAAGAAAAAGUACUAUGAGGCUGUUCGACAGCACUUUUUGCGGACCGAUCUAUUCACUCCUGAGUCGGUUACUCAUCGAUACCAAUCCCGUGUAGGUCGACGUUCCUUCCUUUCUGACGCACAUGAUGAUUCGCCGACGUGUCAAACGGUCGCAGCGUGGCGCCAACUACUGGCGAGGAAGACUGAGUCGAUGGCAGAUUUUUUUUUGGUGGCUGGUAUCGGCAGCCUUCACGAGUACCUGAUACCGUAUCGUCCCAAUAAGUACUCGCCAAUCCACAAUAAAUUAUAUAUAAUCAAUCAAUAAAUACAGUGAAGAAUAGAGAGGCCUAAAAAUCUGUAACAAAGUACACCGUAUGUGCGCGUUUGUGAUUGAGUGUAGGCCUCCUCCACUUGCACACACGCGCGUCUUCCACCUCCUCCUCCUCCUCCUCCUCCUCGUCACCGGGGGAUCUAGUCGGAACCGGUCCGGGGGUGAGCGGGCCCCUCGCUGCGAGAUAAUGGGCCGCCGGUGGACUUAAUGAGGCGGAGAUGCGCGGGGACGAGCUCAGACGCGCCAAAGGCGCGCGUCAGGUGAGGAGCCGCGGGUAGAAAGACGCAAGCCGAGGAGGAGGAGGAGGAGGAGGAGGCGGAGGCGGCAUGGAGGCCGGCCAGAGCGCGCAGGCGGCGGACUGCAUGGCGGGCGAGCACUCGGCCAGCGGCAUGUGCGUGCAGCCGGACCGGGACCGGGAGCGGGACCGAGACCGGGCCGAGCUGUCCAGCCCCAGCCCGCCGGCCAAGCAGCGCUCCCUGCGGGUGGUCUACGUGCUCAACGACGGGCUGAAGGCGGUGAUGGCCAGCAGCCCGGAGUCCGGCGCGCUGCAGUGCCUCCAGCGGGCGUGCGACGCCGAGAGCGCCCUGCUCACCACCGUCACCUUCGGAAGGCUCGACUUCGGGGAGACUUCCGUGCUGGACAGCUUCUACGACGCGGACGUGGCGGUGGUGGACAUGAGCGACGUCUUCCGCCAGCCGUCCUUGUUCUACCACCUGGGCGUGAGGGAGAGCUUCGACAUGGCCAACAACGUCAUCUUGUACCACGAUACCGACCCCGACACGGCCCAAUCGCUCAAGGACAUGGUCGCUCAGAAGAACACAAAGGCAGUUGGUCCGACAGGGUUAGGUUUCCCCUGGGUCCAGCUGCCUCCGGAGUACAGAGGCAAUAAAGCGUCCAGCGGCAACUACUACUUCAUCCCCUACAUCGUGACCCCCAACCAUGAAUACACCUGCUGCGAGAGCGACGCCCAGCGCAGGGCCAGUGAGUACAUGCAGCCCAGCUGGGACAACCUCCUGGGACCUCUGUGCGUCCCCCUGAUGGACCGCUUCACCAGCCUACUGAAGGAUAUCCACGUCACAUCCUGCGCCUCCUUUAAGGACACCUUGCUCAAUGACAUCCGGAAGGCCAGGGAGAAGUAUCAGGGCGAGGAGCUGGCCAAGGAGCUCUCCCGCAUCAAGCUCCGCAUCGACAACACCGAGGUCCUUACGCAAGACAUUGUCAUGAACUUGCUCUUCUCCUACAGGGACAUCCAGGACUACGACGCCAUGGUGAAACUGGUGCAAACCUUGGAGAUGCUGCCUACUUGUGACCUAGCAACGCAGCCCAUGAUCCAGUUCCACUAUGCCUUCGCACUGAACAGGAGGAACAGUCCUGGUGACAGGGAGCAGGCGCUACGUGUGAUGCUGCACGUCCUGCAGUCGUGCGAACACCCCGCGCCCGACAUGUUCUGUCUGUGCGGACGAAUUUACAAGGACAUCUUCCUGGACUCGGACUGCAAGGACACCAAGAACAGGGACAACGCUAUACAGUGGUAUCGGAAAGGUUUUGAGCUGCAGCCAACCCUCUACUCGGGCAUCAACCUGGCUGUUCUCCUCAUAGUUGCUGGCCAACAGUUUGAGAGCUCCAUGGAACUGAGGAAAAUUGGUGUUAGGUUGAAUAGUCUGUUGGGACGCAAAGGUUCCCUUGAGAAAAUGAACAACUACUGGGACGUGGGCCAGUUCUUCACCGUUAGCAUGUUGGCUAACGACAUUCCGAAAGCCACCCAGGCUGCUGAGAAGCUCUUUAAGCUGAAGCCGCCUCUCUGGUACCUGCGUUCUGUUGUGCAGAACCUUCAACUGAUCCAGAGGUUUAAAAAGCAGUCGGUGGAACAUUCCCCACAGCGGGACAGACUCAACUUCUGGAUGGACAUCAUUGUGGAGGCCACGCAGGGAACCACCAACCGACUCCGCUUUCCCGUGCUGAUUCUGGAGCCCACCAAAGUGUACCAGCCCUCGUAUGUGUCCAUCAACAACGAGGCAGAAGAGAAGAACGUCUCCAUCUGGCACGUGUCUCCCGCUGAAACGAAAGGCAUACACGAGUGGAACUUCACCGCCAUGUCCAUCAAAGGCAUCAGCAUCAGCAAGUUUGACGAGCGUUGCUGCUUCCUUUAUGUCCACGACAACUCUGAUGACUUCCAGAUUUAUUUCUCCACCGAGGAGCAGUGUGCUCGGUUCUGCUCCAUGGUGAAGGAGAUGAUUUCGGACGGUACCGGCAACGCUGUGGAGUUGGAAGGCGAAGGAGACGGCGACACCCUCGAGUACGAGUAUGACACGGAUGAGACGGGCGACCGGGUGGUGCUGGGACGGGGCACCUACGGGGUGGUGUACGCCGGGAGGGACGUCAGCAAUCAGGUCCGAAUCGCCAUCAAGGAGAUCCCGGAGAGAGACAGCAGGUACUCGCAGCCCCUUCAUGAAGAGAUAGCCCUGCACAAGUACCUCAAGCACAGGAACAUCGUCCAGUAUUUGGGCUCCGUUUCAGAGAACGGAUACAUUAAGAUCUUCAUGGAGCAAGUCCCUGGAGGGAGCUUGUCGGCAUUGCUGCGCUCGAAAUGGGGUCCCCUGAAGGAGGCCACCAUCAUCUUCUACACCCGACAGAUCCUGGAGGGGCUGCGUUACCUGCACGAGAACCAGAUCGUCCACCGAGACAUAAAGGGUGACAACGUGCUGGUCAACACCUACAGCGGCGUUCUGAAGAUUUCAGACUUUGGUACUUCCAAGCGGCUGGCAGGAGUCAACCCCUGCACCGAGACCUUCACGGGCACUCUGCAGUACAUGGCUCCCGAGAUCAUUGACAAGGGUCCUCGGGGGUACGGAGCCCCAGCCGACAUCUGGUCUCUGGGAUGCACCAUCAUCGAAAUGGCCACAGGGAAACCACCUUUCCAUGAGCUGGGCGAGCCGCAAGCCGCCAUGUUUAAGGUGGGCAUGUUCAAGAUCCACCCAGAGAUCCCCGAGUCUUUGUCGCUGGAGGCCAAGUCGUUCAUCCUGCGCUGCUUCGAGCCCGACCCUCACAAGCGAGCCCUGGCCUCCGACCUCCUGAGGGACACGUUCGUGCGACACAACACCAAGGGCAAGAAGAGCAAGAUCGCAUUCAAGCCGUCAGACUACAUCCACGUUUCGCUGCCGGUGCAGCUGCAGUGCGAGGCCGCGGGGAGCAGCAGCAGUGAGCACGGCUCCAUGAGUCCCGACUGCGACUCCAAACACGAUGUCUUCUUCCAGAAAAAGAAAAGCUCCGGCUCGGAGAACAUGCUCAAGCCGCCCAACUCCAACUACCUGAGCGUUCCAGACGAAGGUUCGGUGUCGGAGGAGCGCGGCGGCGCCCCCCCCUCGCCCGAGGACCGGGACGGCGGCCUCUUCCUGCUCAAGAAGGACAGCGAGAGGCGAGCCAUUUUGUUCAAGGUCCUCAACGAGGACCAGGAGAAGGUCAUCUCCAACCUGAAGGAGAACUACAUCCAGGGCAGCGAGGAGCUUCAGCUGUCUGUGGAGCACAUCAAGCAGAUCAUCUGCAUCCUGCGAGACUUCAUCCACUCCCCGGAGAGGCGCGUCAUGGCGGCCACCAUCUCCAAGCUCAAGCUGGACCUGGACUUUGACUCCACCUCCAUCAACCAGAUCCAGCUGGUGCUCUUUGGCUUCCAAGACUCGGUGAACAAGGUCCUGAGGAAUCAUCACAUCAAACCUCACUGGAUGUUCGCCAUGGACAACAUUAUCCGCAGGGCUGUGCAGGCCGCCAUCACCAUCCUCAUUCCAGAGCUACAGACUCACUUCGGGCCGGCGUCGGAGUGCGAGGGCGCCGAGAAGGAGGACGAGGUGGACGAGGAGGAGGCCGAGUUCGGUCCCGUCUUGGCGCCGGCCGCCGCCGACGAGCCCGGGACGGCCGCCGACGCCGCGCUGCACUCGGCCGUCGCCGCGCUGCACCCGGCGCACGCCCACGAGCACCAACGCUCGCACCAGCACCAGAUGGGGGUGCAGUUGGGCCGCCUCAAGCAGGAGAACAGCAGGCUGCUGGAGGAACUGCUGCACAAGGAGCGAGAGUACCAGCAAGUGCUGAAGGCCACGCUGCAGCAGCGCACGCAAGACCUGGACCUGGUCAGAGUCCGCCACAGACCUCCAGACUUUUCCCCUCCCUCCAUCUUCCACAUUUCGGCGGACCACGAGCCGGACAAGCAGCUCACCGAUUGGCUGAAGGAGCAGGGGGCUGACCCAGACACCAUCGAUAAGUUUGCGCUUGAAGAAUACACGCUGAUUGACAUCCUGAACGAUGUCACCAAAGACGACCUGCGAUGUCUCCACCUCAGGGGCGGCGUCCUGUGCCGGAUCUGGCGGGCCAUCCAGCGGCACCGCGAGCGAGCGAGGCUGAGAGGAGACGAGCGUUCGGAGGACGAAGCGUGACGUACGCUCGCCGCGAAAACGACCAAACUGCCACCGUGCCUUUUUCGUUUUUUUUUUUUUUUUUCCUGCUCGACUUGACCAAAGCGCUUUAGUGCAGGCACUACCAAUAGCAAUAAUACUAGGAUGCAAUUUCCACAACUGAUAUAUUGAAAAGAAAAUCAGCUACGCUGCCUUACCAUAUCUAUGUUACUGACAAAUGAAAAUUCAGUAAGCAUAAAAAUAUCAAAACAAAUAAUUCAUUACAAAAACUCAAAAAAAAAUCUGAAUGUGUGCCAUUAGUUGGGGACCUUUUCUGCCUCUACUUCUUGCUCUUAAUUACACUGCGUCUCUGCCAGUUGAGCUCAGUGCUGCCUGGCAUGUUGUGGCCCGACAUGGUACUACACCGAAGGUGGGCAACUAUAAAUUCAAUACUUCCCUGUAUACUGAAGAAACUCGUAAAAAAAAAGGAUUGCUUGACAAUCUGUGGUGUCUUGGGGUGCCAACGAUGCACUGUCAUGUUUUCUUGGGAGCUAUUACUUAAAAACUCAGCAUAAAUGACAGUUGUUGUUUUUCUGGGAAGAAAUGUGAGUCUUUUAUUUUGUCAGUCUUCACUGUUUUUAUUUUGAAUCUUGAUGGAAGAGCUCUCCAACUGACAGUAUAUUUCUCUAUUUUAAGGAUUGUUGGUGAAGUAAAACGUGUUUACACAAAGAUUAUGACGUGUGCCUUCAUAAUUCACAUCGAUUUAAGCAGAAUUCAGAGUUUAAUGGUGAAUUUAUGCAACCGUGUCGACAGUGUACCGUAGAAAAAAAAAAAAGUUUUCCAUCAGUCUUGAAUGGUUUUUGCUUGCUUUUAUCUACGAAGCCGACGCUUAAGUCACUUGUGGAUCUCGCAUCGAUGUUACGGCAGUCACAAGCAUUUAAUUGUUCAACACUACAAUUGCCUCGUCUUUGUCUUACUUUUUUAAAACCUGAAUUCUCUUUUCCAGCAAACUUUGUCCCCUGUUAGAGCAUCCCAAUGCGGUUUUAUUUAUAAAUUGUUUGCCACCCAUGACCAAACUAGUUAUGAUUUGGACUUUACUUACAGAUGACAUCUAUCAGCUUCUAGAACAUAGUUAUGUAAAUUUUCUCCCAUGUUCUCGUUUGACUGCGUGCCUCUGUUGUUUCCUGUUUGCUUUGCAAUAAACCUGGAAACGAUGCGUGACGUGCA
Molecule: messenger RNA, 6031 nt
Organism: Phyllopteryx taeniolatus (common seadragon)
Lineage: Eukaryota; Metazoa; Chordata; Actinopteri; Syngnathiformes; Syngnathidae
Gene: map3k15
Product: mitogen-activated protein kinase kinase kinase 15
Exons: 30
Coding region: 749-4846 (1365 amino acids)
Biological process (GO): MAPK cascade; protein phosphorylation; cellular response to stress
Molecular function (GO): ATP binding; MAP kinase kinase kinase activity
Source: RefSeq, a predicted model, not a curated record